Molecule: messenger RNA, 678 nt
Organism: Cylas formicarius (sweet potato weevil)
Lineage: Eukaryota; Metazoa; Arthropoda; Insecta; Coleoptera; Brentidae
Product: ATP synthase subunit s, mitochondrial
Exons: 1
Coding region: 1-579 (192 amino acids)
Source: RefSeq, a predicted model, not a curated record
AUGUCGUAUGCAUUGCAAAUUUGUAAAAACUUUUGUAAAACUAAAACCAUUUAUGUUCCAAGAAGAUCACUUUUCAAAUGGGUGUAUCUACAGUUUAAUGCUUUAGAUGAAGAUCGUAGAAAAAAAUUGGGUGCUGACCGUACUUGUGCUGAGUGGAUCUUGAGGAACGGUGGCAAAGUAAAGUUUGUCAACAGGGAUGAAGAAGAAGCAGAUUAUAAUAAUCUUCCGGAGGAAGAUGUUCAGGUUCGUUUGCAAGAAAUUAAUGCCAGUGGUACUAGCAUUAUGGCUGAAGGAUUUAUACAUCUUGAGGGUUGUAAAUCUAUUGACAAAUUAAUUUUACAUGAGUGUCAAUAUUUGGAGGAUAACGCACUAAACGAAUUAAAUUUUAUUUCAAAUUCGCUACUAUUCCUGCAAGUUUCCAGGUGCCCAAAUAUUUCUGAUAACGGACUUUUAUAUUUAACUCAUCUCAAGAAUUUAAGGCAUUUAAUCAUUUUUGGUUUAACUUAUGUUAGAGACAAACCAAAAGUAUUAAAAACAUUACAAGAUGAAUUAAAACAGUGUCAAAUAAAAUUUGAUUAAAUUAUUUUAAAAAUAUUUGUUUAAUCCUUUGAAAGAAUUGAUAUUCUGAAUGCUUCUUAGAAAAUUUUUAUUUUGUAUUAAAUAAACAUGCUUUGUAAA